Molecule: messenger RNA, 1527 nt
Organism: Salvia splendens (bonfire salvia)
Lineage: Eukaryota; Viridiplantae; Streptophyta; Magnoliopsida; Lamiales; Lamiaceae
Product: putative lipase ROG1
Exons: 10
Coding region: 7-1281 (424 amino acids)
Biological process (GO): lipid metabolic process
Source: RefSeq, a predicted model, not a curated record
UUGGAGAUGGACAAUAGCAGAGAAGCAAGCGUGAAACAAGUGAAAGAGAGAGAAAUGGAAAACAAACUCAGCAAUCGAGAAAUCAUGAAGAAGAAGAAGAAGAAAUUGAGCUAUUAUUUAAUUCCGAGAUUUCCGUGUAUGAGAUUAGAUGACGGCGUUACGGUGGCGGAGACGCCGGCCGGCGACGGCAGUUUCGAAAUGGAGGCUGGGUGCAGCGGAAGGAGGGAUCAUUCACCCACGCACCUCGUCGUUACGGUCAAUGGGAUUAUUGGAAGUGCUCAAAAUUGGAGGUAUGCAGCAAAGCAGUUCGUGAAGGCUUAUCCAGAUGAUGUUUUAGUACAUUGCAGUCAGUCGAAUACUUCAAUGUUGACGUUUGAUGGUGUUGAUGUUAUGGGGAAGAGAUUAGCUGACGAGGUUGUUUCUGUCGUCGGCCAUCAUCCAAAUCUUCAGAAGAUUUCGUUUCUAGGUCACUCACUUGGUGGCUUGAUAGCAAGAUACGCAGUUGCUGUGCUUUACCAGCAAAAUGUGAUACUACCAAAGAACAUUGAGCAAAGUGGUGGUGAAUGUGUCGGUGAGGAGAAACAAAGGGGAGUUGUUGCAGGGCUCGAACCUGUGAACUUCAUUACCUUUGCAACGCCACAUCUUGGUUCGAGGGGGCAUAAACAGGUUCCAGUUUUCUGUGGUGUCCACACCAUGGAGAGACUAGCAACCCGUGCUUCGUUUCUACUUGGUCGAACGGGUAGGCAUUUGUUCUUGAGUGAUUCAGAUGAUGGAAAAGCUCCAAUUCUGCUCAGAAUGAGCAGUGAUUCUGAAGACCUAAAGUUUAUAUCCUCGUUGCAGUCAUUCAAGAGGCGUGCAGCCUAUGCAAAUAUAUAUAAAAACAUGGUACUAUUACUUUGUGUAAUGGCCUUCACACCGAGCCUAGAUAUCGUGGGGUGGAGUUCAUCAUCAAUGCGUCGUCUGAGUGAGCUCCCAAAGUGCCGGAGUCUUGAGAGAAACGCUAAAUACCCCCAUAUCGUCAACGAGGAGAAAGCAAACGCUGUCAUCAGCCCUCAAAGAGAAGUCCCAUUGGAAAUCAAAGCCGCUAGAGGCAGGACAAAGGAUAUGGAAGAGACGAUGAUCAGAGGGCUGACUAGGCUGAACUGGGAACGAGUCGAUGUCAGCUUUACCGGAAGUGUGCAAUGGCUUCUUGCACACAGCACAAUUCAGGUUAAAACUCAAUGCAUCAAUUCUGAGGGCGCGGAUGUCAUACAACAUAUGAUCGAUAACUUUGUAUUGUGAGAUACUCUAUCAAAUUAAGGUGCAAAUAGGGAAAGAGUAGUUGCUUCGCAGCCAAGUGGUGGAUUUGUAAUUUUGUAGAAUAGUUUUACUUAAUUUUGGAUCUCACCAGCAACAGAACUUCUAAUGCUGUCAAAUUUUGAGGUGUAAUAGUUGAAUUUUCAGUUCACACUACUCCCUCCCUCCGUCCCACAGUAGAUAUCACACUUGGAAAAUGACACAUGAUUUUAGGAGAUGUUAUUUUGUAUA